CAAGAGGACCAUACUAAUCGCAAUGCACAUUGACAACGCGUACGACAGACAACAACUUCGCAAAUUCCUAAAGUGAAAAUUGUGUUUUGCUGCAAAUAAAUUAUAGCCGCCAUUAUGUCUGAAUGUCACGAUGACCAACCGAUACCUGAGGCUGAAGAAGAGGAUGAGUUCCAGCUGCGAAGGAGAAGAAUUGCUAAAGUGUUUAUGGCAGCGUACGGCAAAGACUUGAAGAACAUUGAUCCAAAGAGGUUGGAGGAACUUCAGAGACGACGAGAGAUGGGCGACUUGACGAUGGAGACAAAGCCGGGGUCUCCGUAUAACAUCCAGACAUUGUUGUGGAUCUUAGGGUCCUUCGCUGUCCUGUACUACACAGAUCUCAUUCCAGCCAUCAAGGAAGAUCGUAGAAUAUACAGCACGUGGCUGUAUCUGGGCUUUAUUCUGAUGGCCUUUCACGUCAGUAUCGGCUCAUAUCUCAUCGUAUACCUGAGCUGGAUCAAGAAAAUCAGCGAUUGGGAGAAGGCGUCCCCCAUGGCUAUUCCUCUGGCAACUGGGUCCUUUGUCUUAGGGGGAAUUUGUCUCAACAUUGCUAUAUGGCCAGUGUAUGGUUUCCUGACUCCACUUAUGCUGUUCACACUGUUCAUGGGUGUUGUCGUCAUUGUCAGUCUCAUGCCAAGCAUAUGAAACUAUUUGUGUCUUUAAGAUCUAUAAUUAGACAGUUUGUAAAAGUGUACAUAUUUGAUUGUUAUUGUACAAUAUCGGUUUUUUUAAAUUUAAAUGAAGUUAAGUUUUUGUGCAGUUCUUUAAAUACCUAGUGCCUUAAAUUAUUCCAGACAAGGGCGUUCACGACUUCAAAAAAUUGAAAAAUAAACUCAGGAUUUCUCUUUAAGUGAUUACGAAUGUAUCAGAGAACAGAAAUGACUAUGAUGUAUGUUAUAAUACCAGGGAAUAACAAAAUAUAUGUGGUUACAUGUAGUUGUACAAAUCUGCAUAUGCAUUGUGCAUCAUAGGUAAAAAGCCAACAUUCCAUUUGUUUUUGUGGGUUUGAUGCAUUUAUUUAUUACUUUUUUGUUAAUUUUUUUUAUAAACAAGAUUUAAGUGAUCAGUGAUGCUUUGUGCUUUUCUAAGGCCGCAGAAUGCAUAUUGUAUUUGUAUAAUAUACACAUUACCUUACGUAAACAAUACAGCACAGAUGAUUAACUGCAGAACAAUAUUCACAGGUUGUCAGAAAGUAGCCUCUCUGAGGCAAAGACUUGAUUGAAACUGUGUUGUAAAUCACUCCCGUUCACAAAAGGUGCCGGGAAAACUUGACCAAUAUUACUGUUUGCAAUAUCAAACUGAAACAUUGUGGGGACAAAAGUUUCUCCUUCAUUUGGUUUUCAAUUAAAGGCUGUCCGCUCCUUCAAAAAUCCUCAUCUGCAAAUACCAGUAUUUCAGUUUUGAUUGUGAAAUUGUUGGAAUAUUUAAAAUAAUUGUAAGUCAAUUGUUAAACAAUUUUUGACUGAAAUAAAAAGAGUACACUUUUCAUCUAUAAAUUAA
This is a messenger RNA of Patiria miniata (bat star), 1536 nucleotides long. Its product is annotated as transmembrane protein 128-like. The record is from RefSeq and is a predicted model, not a curated record. NCBI's taxonomy places the organism in Eukaryota, Metazoa, Echinodermata, Asteroidea, Valvatida, Asterinidae. The transcript is spliced from 4 exons. Bases 115 to 681 code for a protein of 188 amino acids.